Molecule: messenger RNA, 7183 nt
Organism: Neodiprion fabricii
Lineage: Eukaryota; Metazoa; Arthropoda; Insecta; Hymenoptera; Diprionidae
Exons: 8
Coding region: 674-3970 (1098 amino acids)
Molecular function (GO): DNA-binding transcription factor activity, RNA polymerase II-specific; RNA polymerase II cis-regulatory region sequence-specific DNA binding
Source: RefSeq, a predicted model, not a curated record
GUCGGUCCACUCGAGGUGUAUACCAAAGACGCAGGUUACACGUAUCCCACUGUCGGUUGUUUUGUUACUUGACACCCCGUCUCUCGUGCUUGAGCUGCAUGCACACAUACAUCCUACGAAUACGCUACGAUCUGCAGAGACAAGAGCACGGUCAACAGUCUCGUACUGGUAAGUUCGUCGGCGAGUCUUCGCGAGUUUGCACCCAUCGUUCAACAUCGGCGUUAGGCAUGGUGUUUGCUUUACGUCAGCCGAUUUAACUCGUCAUUUUACACGAGUGAAAUGAAUAUUUAUCCGAAGAUAAAAUUGCCAUAGUUUAUUUCACGACGUAGUGAUUCAUCCCUAAGUAUAUUAUUUCAAGAACAAUGCAGACCUCAAAUAAUUCAUCGCAUUUUUACCAAUCGCUGCCCGUUCAUUCGAACAUUCGAUUGGCGAUUUUUGCGGAUGAUCCAUAAUUUUUGAGUAUGGAGAACAUUGUGCGUAGUAAUUUGUUGCCUUGGAAAAAAUGCAAUUUCAACUAUCUGAAGGCAAUAGGAUGGAAAGAAAUUAAACGAGAGCCGUCAUUAGAAUACGAAAGCAGUAAACAAAGAAGAAGAAAUUGAGAAGCAUUUGUUAUUGUCGGUUUUACUUGUUUGUUUUAAUUUCAACUCUGUGGGAAGAACUAUUGGGUCCAAUAAUGAAUACCUCAGCGGUAAAUGACAAAGCUAAGAAAACUUUUUCUCCAAAGCAUAUUUUAUUAACCUUAAAAAAAAAUCCUGGACAUUCCCACAUGAGCGCAGUUAUUAGUCCUAUUGAUAAAAAUCGAGAUGCAAAAGUAUCUGGUAGAAAAUUACUCAAAAUGAAAAAGAACAUUUGUGAGCCAGUUAGCGAAGGUGUUCGUAGUAUUGUACUCAAGGAUGUGGGUAAUUUGGAUGAGUCAAACAUAGCCGACUUAUCCUUACCGAAAAUAACUCAAAUUUCUAGAAGUAACAAAAGAUUGCCAAGUAUAGAGCGCAGUUUUGCACUUGACAAGGGUCUGUUUACCGAAUCACAAUUCCUCCACAAAUGUACGAACAUGUUACACGAGCAGCAAAGAUUAGACAUUUUUUUCAAUAAAUCAGUCAAGAUGAAUACGAACGACUCGAAGUGUAGGACUCUACAAUUAACUCUGAACAAACAUAGUAGAUUCAUUCCUAAUAUUUUGAAAAGUACAAAAAUUAUUGACGGCACUUUCAGCAGUAUUACUGACCCAACUGAGUCUGAUAAUGCGAGCGUUAUGAAAUGUAAUGAAGCUAGUGAACAUAGUGAAGAUCAAGUAAUGAAAAAAAGAAAGAGGAAGCAGGUCCUGAGGCCGUUAAAUUUGAAACGUCACCAAUCAAAGAUAAACCAAACGUUUGCAAAAAAAAAAAAAAUUAAUCUAUCUUUGCCAAAAUUCCGUGAUAAUCGGAAUUUAACUGAAGAUAGUAACUCAACAGCUUCUGAUGUAAAUCCAAAAAACAUAUCAGAGCAGGAUGUGGAGAGCGAAUUUUCCAAACCAAAAAAAGGCUAUUUAGCAAUUACAGAAGAACUAAUGCCGGACUCUAUCUACUGCGACGAGCUACAUACAGCUAAUCUGGAAGUACUAUGUAAGACUGGGAAUUUGUCUAAUGACAGUGAUGGUGCAAGUACCCGUAUUGAUCAAUCGGUUGAGAAAAUAUUUGAAGAGUUCAAAGAACCAGAUUAUAAAAAUUACAUUGCUUCCGAAGAUCUUCAUUUCGAUAUUGAUGAAAUGGAUAAAUUACUGAGUUCUGACGUAAAUAGUCUGCUAUUAGAAUCGUCAGCCAUUGUACAACCAAGUACAAAUAUAAUAAAAUACGAUGUAAACGGUAAUGAUAUUGUUAGGCACUGCAGAGAAUUUGAAAAUAGAUAUAAUAAAUCAACGCAGGAGCUGGACAGCAGUCGUAAAAUUACACACUGUUAUAACAAUGAGCUUGAGAUGCCAAUUAAUACAUUUACAAAAAUUAUACACUCUGAUAACUUGGAUGAUAGUUAUUCUAACACUUUCGAUUGUGAUUGGGAUUUUGAAUUUGAUGAUGAUUUUCAAGAAUUUCAACAAGGUCUUGAAAAGCCAACAUUUUCGACAUACAUUGAUUCUGAGCCUGAAAUUGGUGAAGUCAAUUAUACCAAGACUUCGAAUGCUGCUUUACCAAUAACUGAUGAGCUCAAUAGCUCUGCAAUUUCCCUGGUUGUUAGUAACAAGGUUCCUGAUAACGUUUUCAGUGACGAAUUUAAUGAACAGUCUUUAGACAGCCUGCAAUCUAAUGACGACAGAAUGAAACAGCUAUUGGAUUCCAAUUCUAAUGCUGAAAAGUGCCACCUAAAUGCUAAUUAUAGCAGUGACAAUAAUAAUUGCGUUUCGCUCGAUUUCGAUACAAAUUGUGAACUCUUCAAAAGUGGGAAUUGCUCGGCAGACAAGAAACUGAACACUGAUUUACUGGAGGAACAAACCCACAAAGAUUUUAAUGCAUUGCUUGAUUUUAAGGGCCAAUUUCUUAGUGAUGAAGAGUGUGACAUGAAUGGAUUGGAAAUUGAAAACGGUAACAUUGAAGAUUCACCACCUAUGCAACUAGGCGAUGCGUUUCUCAAUUCUUUACAGUCCGUCUCGGAUGUUCCACUACAGUCUUGUACAUUUAGUGAUCUUCACAAUGAUCUAAGUUUGGAUCUUGAAAGAGAGUUUCAUGCAAACAGUAUUUUAAUAUCUAACUACCAUAAUUCUUGGAUCAAUGAUACUGAGUUUGAGAAACCUGUUCAAAUAAAAGCAACAAAUACUAAAACAGCUGGUUACAAUGUCAAGUCUACAUGUGUAAAUGCAAUAGAAAAUGAAGACUCUAUGUUACAAAAUGUGGUUCAAAGUGAAAUGCUUACAUCUUGCCUAGAUACCGGACAUCUGAAUUAUACUGAUUCUCUAUUACUAAAUAUACUGUCAAGAAGAAGAAGCGAGCAUCCAUCAACCUGCGAUGCCAAAGUCAUUGAUACUGAUACUAUGCAAUCGUGUAGUCGAUGCUCACCACUAUGGAUGAUUAGGAAAAGAAAUCUAAAAAAAUUGAGUACAUCGAAUUUGGAAAGCUUAGCACAUGGUCCACACAAUUGCAUGGAUUUGUUGCCAUUGAUAUCACAUAGAAGCAUUUCAGAAAUGUCUUAUAAAAAUGCACAGCCUUUUAAAAGUGGGAAAAAUUCUGAUGACAUCCAUCGAUUGCCACUGAAGAACCAUUCAGACGUUAGCAGCUUCCAUUCCACAAAAAGGUUCUACAGCAAAAUUUCUGGCUAUCAAACCGGCAAAAACGCAUCACACUUCAACUUCACUAAGGAAUUAAAUGUAACCUAUCGACACUUCAUACCCAGUUCAAAUGAGUCCCUUAAUCACCAGGAUCUACUUGAAGGCCAAUCAAUUUCAUGUAAAGUAUCUUCUUUAGAGAAGCUUAGAUCUACACACGAGCUUGUGACAAAUUUGGAAAAGCCAAGUCAAGUGGGAAAGAUUAGGUAUCGUUAUAGUUAUAGCAGGAGCUGGUUUUUGCAAUACUUACGAGCUGCGCGGAAUAAUUCUAAAAGGAAAAGUAAUAAGCAAAUACAUGACACUGCACGAAUGCCUUGCCCCUACUGCGAUAAAACAUACAAAUCAGAUGUGACCUUGGAUAACCAUGUGAAAGAUAUUCAUCGUUAUCGGCCUUCCCAGUUCAUUUACAAAAACAAAAAAUACGUUUGUGACAAGUGCUCAAAGGAAUAUGUUAUGUCUGCAGCCAUUGCGAAACAUUUCAAAUUGCAUGAAGAUUAUAGUUUGACCUGCAGGCAAUGCAAAGAACAUUUCUCUGAGAAAAAAUUUCUGAUGCGCCACAUAAACGACUACCAUUUGAUUCAAGAAUUCCACUGCAGCUCUUGUAACCGAAAAUUUACUAGGAAAAAAGAGUACACACGACACUUGAAUGAAUGCGAAGGUUGUGAAGAUUCUUCUUCUUAAACGUUCACGGCUAACACCUCACACGCAACCGUAAAGGUUAGUGUUGGAUCCCAAUAAUCGUUAACGUGGGUUUACAACUGUACUUUAAUUGUCCUCUGUGUUUCUUACGUACGUCAGAUUCCACUGCAUAAAUUAGUACCUUUUAAGAUGAGAUUAAGUAUCGUUCUGUCAUAAGUACCUUUCAACUUUCAAUGUGAUAAUGAAACCCAAAGAGCAAAGGUGUAACCUAAAGUACAAAUCGAGCACAAGAAAAAGUUUUGCUUAAUGUACAAAUAACAGAAACAUGCAAGCAUGUUUCUCAUAUCUUACAGAAAAUCAUUUUUUUCGUUCUUCAGAUGAAUAAUUUUUCAUUCGAUAUCUCAGAUAGGUUUUAUAAGUUGUGUUAAUGCCUAGUAUUAAAACCCAAGAUUCAAUGCUCAAAUAUAUUAAUACGAAAUUUUUCGUUAUUAAGACACUUAAUUGGUAUGAAACGUUUGUUAGACUUGAUAAAAUUACAGUUUAUUGAAAAAAUGUUCACGUAUAAUCACAGUGUAUUACCAGAACUUGUCGACGAAAAAUGUUGAGAGCGUUAGAUACUUUGAGGUAGUCAAAGUGAGUAUCAAAUUGACAGUUUUGGGUUUUUUUUUUACAAGUUCUGGAAAGUUCUGAUGGUUUAUGAGUGAGUAAAUACCAUCUGAAAAAAGGCUGAAAUUUCGGUUACUAAUCUUUUCUAGUGUUUAAUAAAUAAUAAACAUUCCUUUUUAAGCAAAAGAAUAUCAGUCACCGACUGUAUAUGAUUAAAAAAUCCCUGGAGGAUUCCAACAGUUUUCAUUACUGAAUAAGUAUAUUGUUUGUAAAAAAUUAACAUUAGUUGGGAGAUUCUCAUAUUAAGUACUGUUAAAGAAAUAGAAAUUUAUAUUGUUAUAUCUGGAGCAUUUUUUUUUAUUUCAAAAUUCUCAAUCUUAUAAUAUAGUAAUCGUACUGACUUCUGUAGGAAUCUAAUUUUCUGAUUUUCUUUUUGGGACUUUCCAAAGUAUUUGAAAAGUUCGAUUGAAACUAAGACACAGUUAGCUUACAAACGAAGAAGAUAUGGUAAGGAAAUGAAGAUAUUUUCUUUUCAAAAUUAUUGCUGUCACAAACGCGACUAAAUUUAAAGUGAAACCAUAUUUCCAAUCUCGAAGAGAAGUAGAGAUCGACGAAAAAGUACUUUAAAGCUCGGCAAGAUGUCUUGAAGUAACGCACGCUACCGGUUACGUAUUCUACAUGUGGUUAGUUAUCACAGAAGCUAAUAACCAUAUCGUAAAAAAGUAGCUUUAACUGUGAUAUGGAAUACUCCAUACAAAAAAAAAAAAUGAUAAUAAUAAUAAUAAUUUGGAAAAAACGGCCACCCACAGAACAAAUUAAGUGCAUUUAUUGUUUAUUAAUAUAAAUUCUAUCAUAUUAUAUGUAGCCAAUAUAAUAACACUUCAUUACAAAAUAUCUAAAUUUGGUAAUCAUUUAACGCUGAUUUCUUAGUCAAUAUUCUUUAUGCAUAAAAUUUGUAAUAUUGCUUUGCACCUAAUUUAAAUCAGUCGAGUGUUUAAUUUUUAAGUCAUAAUCUUAAAAUAUAUUAGGAUAUGUCAGGAUGCUAAUGCAUUUUGAAUUCUUUUUAACUGCUACUUGAAGUUCUGGUAAAUACAGACAAUAUACCUGUUUCUUUCUGUUUUUCUUUUUAUCAAUAGCAAUAACGCAUUUUUUAAGUAAUAAUACUUAUCUAUUGGUUAUAUCAUUUUGUUCGUUAAGUUCAACGAUUUUGAAUGUAGUAUAAUAUACUUCUAUGAAUACCACCAAUACUUCAUAUUUUAACAUUUGGAUUUCAUUUUAAUACUUUUAUUAAUCAACAUUUCUUGACCCUGAAGUUUGUUUUCAAUUUACUUGAUUUUUAUACGUAUAAGUAUUAUCUCUACCUUUAAGACCGUAUGCAUAUAGUUAAACGUUUUAUAUGUUAUAUAUAGGCAUUGGGGUGGUUCUUAUUUGAGGAUCGGAAAAAUUUUCAUUGGGACGCUUCCCAGAUCUAUACCAAAUCAUAAAAAAAUCCAGAUCAUUAGAAUAAAACCUGAGUAAAGUUUGAAACCCGUACGUCAACUGGAACACGUGCCGCUAAGCUCUGUGAGUAUUAAAUGUAAAAUACAUGUAGUGUUUAUAACCAGUUGUUUCGUUUUGUAUGACGUAUGAAUUGAGGGACCGAUUCGAAACUUGGCAGAGUUAUUGUUUAUAAUAGUAGAAACAAACCCUGAAAAUUUCAAAAUUUUAUAAUUAUUGUUCCCUUAUCUAUAAGCCUAAUAAAGGUGAUACCAUUAAGCUUUUAUAUAAAAAGAGAUAUAUUAUAAAAUGAUGAUAAAAUUUUGAAUUUCUCACGGUUUUGUUUCUAUUAUAAGCAGCAACUCUGCCAAGUUUCAAAUCGGUCUCUCAAUUUAUACCAGUCAUACAAAACGAAAUAACUGGUUAUAAAAACUACAUGUAUUUACUUUUAAAAUUUUCAGACGUCAUCGGCACGUCUUUCAGUUGACGUACGGGCUUGAAACUUUACUCAGAUUUUUUCCAAUGAUCUGGAAUAGAUCUGGGGGAUGUCCCAAUGAAAAAUUUUUCCGACUCCCAAAUAGGGACCAAUCUAACAGGCAUAUAUAAUGUUUAUCACCCUCGUCAUUAAUGAUGACAGACAUUAUUUUCGUUUUAUUUUUAUAAAUCGUAUAGCUGUGUGUAAUUGAUACAUCAGACUAUUAGGCUAAUAAAAAAAUAUUCAUGUUAAACUUCAACACAAUUCAGGGCAUUCAAAGCAAACAUAUUAUUAUCUUACUUAUUCUUGAGUGUCUACUUAGCGUUUAAUGCAAUAAAUUCGUAUAUUUAGAACGUGUAUUGGUUGAACUAUUAUAUUUUUGGUAGGAUCAUGAAUUUGCGUACUGAACACUGUAUCUUCCAUAGUAGACUGUAUUAUACAGUGCCAGGUAAAUGUACUUCUGUCGAUAUUCUUGGAAUUAAUGUUUCUCAUUUUUAUGGAUCUUUUUGUAUUUUUGAAUAAUAAUCGUCAAGAUAGAUAGCAAAAUAAACAGACAGCGUUCAAUUUAGUUUUAUUGUUGUUAUUUUCGAACGUUUUAUUCAUUGCCACAAUACUUAUAUGCAUAGACAUCAAGGUUCGCCAUCAAGUAACCGUAGAUUGGUUUUCGCAAGCUGUACAAAUGAUCAAUGUCCAUCUGA